Molecule: messenger RNA, 4080 nt
Organism: Dermacentor silvarum
Lineage: Eukaryota; Metazoa; Arthropoda; Arachnida; Ixodida; Ixodidae
Product: transmembrane protein adipocyte-associated 1 homolog
Exons: 12
Coding region: 408-1580 (390 amino acids)
Biological process (GO): G protein-coupled receptor signaling pathway
Cellular component (GO): plasma membrane
Molecular function (GO): G protein-coupled receptor activity
Source: RefSeq, a predicted model, not a curated record
UUUGUUUGCUGGUGUGUAGGCUCCCGCAACUGCUUAUUCUUUCAUAAGAAAGCUUAAGCCUCUGCUCUCACACUAGGCGCUUAACGUCAAAUGAGGCUGACGAGAAAGGUCUCAUGUCUUAUUGAUUGGAAUUUUAUGCAGUAGGUAAACAAUGCGGUGCUAAUGGUUGCUGCAUAUUUCUGCUAGAACUGAAUCGUGACCGCUCACAGCUGACUGUGCUCGUCAAAGCGACAGUGAAUGAAUAGUUUGAGCUUGAGAGUUCGUUGGGGUGUGUGUGUACCGACAAUGCAUAUUGCUCGCAAGUACAAGACCUCGUUCUAAAGGAGGGUGGUUAGGAUUGUAGCUGGCUUGGUGCUUCAGAGAGUGGAAAUGACCUGAGCGCUGUGCGGCAACACAACGGGACUAAGAUGACCAAUGACUUGCUGGGCAGUGGCAUGCCCAGUACUUCCAGCCUUCUCAACAUCACUUCAUCAUCACCCACUCCAGCUGUUGUUGAGCCUGAAUACUUCUGCAAAUGGGUCCUAUACCACGAGAUCCCUGGCUCUCGGGUGCGCAUGUGGGACCUGUGCAUCCUGGUGCCCAAUGUGAUCUUCCUGCUGUUUAUGGCGCUGCGCUUCAACCGGGCACGGCUCAAGCUGCGUGCUACCAGUAGCCCCAUCUUCUCCACUUUCUACAUCCUUGUGUCUCUGAAUGCUGUGAUGAGUGUCAUCCGGUGUGUCGUGUCCAUGACGGUGAACGCAGCUGCCCCUGCUGGUGGCAUAGCUGACAAGGCACUGUGGGUGGCCGUACGCUUCUUCCUGCUCUCCACUGAGAUGAGUGUGCUCAUCUUUGGCCUGGCCUUUGGCCACUUGGACAGCCGCACCAGCAUCCAGCGGGUGCUCGUGGUCACCUCCUUUGUGGCACUGCUCUACUCAGGCACACAGGGUGUUUUGGAGUUGGUGCUCCCAGACCGCAAGUUCUAUGUGCCGGACAAGAACUUUGAGUUGUUUGGCCACGGGGGCAUGCUCUUCUGGUUCAUCAGCUCAGUCCUUUUUGCUGUGGUGUACAUCAUUGUGUUCCUGCUACCGUGGACUGGCUUGCGGGAACGCGUAGCCCUGCCAGCCAAGCAGAGCUUCUAUUGGUACGCACUGUUCCUUGCUGUGCUCAAUCUGACCCAGGCAGCGGGCUCGGGCCUCUACUACUAUGACGUCCGCGAAGGUGUCUGUGUGGUAGAUGUGACAAGCUACCUCUACUUCACCAUCUUCACUCCACUUGUCUACAAGACAUUCCUAGCGGAUUUUUUCAGCAUCUCGCAGCCAAGCAUCAUGUUCUCGUACAAGGCACAGACAGAUGAUCCCAUGGAAGAUGACAAUGUGAGCCUGCCCCACCAGCUGUCCUGCUCAUCGCUCAAGACCGACUCGGACUACAUUUACCAGAACAACUCACUCUAUGACAGCACCCACUUCGAUGCAGCCAACGUCAACCCUUUGUAUGCUCAGUCACUCCAGUCGCCAGACAGUGUCGUUGACUACUGUGGUGCAUCACAGCGGCCUACCUACCAGACAAGCAUUGCUCCAUCGCAGCAGCCACCUCCACGAUGAGAGCCUCCAUUGCCUCAGCUGUAGGAUGCUUUUCAGAGGAUGAGUGAUCGCUUUGAUGGAUGGUGUGGUGCUUCACAAAACAGCAUCACUUCUAGUGCUGCCGCUCUGCUAGUAUGCAGUGUGUCUUCAAGUGUCUGCUUUUAUCAGAUCUAGAUUUCAUCAGUCAUUUUUAUUUGCAUUGUGUCCAGAUGAAGCAGCUGAGACGCAUUUGGACAGUGUUCCAGGUACAGUCGCUUUAGCAGCACAUAUGGAGUGCAGUUGAUAGUGAACAAAAUGAUUUUGUGCCUCUUCUAGCUAAAUACACACUACAGUUUGUAUGCAUUGUAGAAGCAUAAGCUCUGUGUAUUGCGGUACGGACUAUAUUUUUCUGAAAGGUGUUGCAUACUUUGCUGGCUCAAGUGCUUGCACGGCUUUUCCUUUAAAAUGUCCAGAUAAAGUUCUCGCAAAGACAAAGCCACAUGUUCAAUGCAUGUGAGACAUUUCAUAGAGGCAUGCAAGCAGUGUGGGCCACUCAUCUUUUCUCACUAACCCAAGGCAUGUUCUGUGAUGGGCCACAUUUUUGCCAGCAGUGCAUGGCUGUUAGUGUCUUUUGUGUUGCUUCCGUCCUUUUACAACAAAAUGUGCUCAGUCCAGUAAGACCUGGCAGUGCAGUUGUUCUAUGUCUUGCAUUUGGCUACAACAGAGCAGAAGAGAAGCAGGGGUUUAAGCGUCAUUGCAACUUGCCCUGCAUAAAUGGUCACAGCGGCAGCAUAUAAUGCGCUCAUUAAAGUGACCUCAAAUGAAUCAUUUCAUCGGGAUUUAGAUUUUCAUGUGUGUAGACAAACAAGCUGGGGUGUGUAAAACUGUGAUGGCAUUGGGUAUCUGUUAAUUUUCUGGUGUACUUAACGUUGGUCAUCAACUUCAACUUUAUCCCCAUUUACUGUACUGAGGAGUUGUUCUUACCAGGCUUCAAGUGAAGCAUUCUUGUUUUAAGACAGAAAAACGGAGUGCAUGCCUCAUUGUGUAAGGCGUCACGCAAGUUUGAGCCAAGGCUUGCAUAACUGUUUAAAACUGGCCACUACAUUUCGCAUAGCAGUUCUCUAUAUUGUCAAAUACGCAUUUGUGUUUGGCAGCACUCUGCUGCCCUUUCUUAAUUUGAGAGUCCUGCUGUGAUCACAGAGCCUUUUCGUGUAUGACACAAUAUAGUGGCAGUUGCCACCUCUAAAUCCAGAAAGACCUCCUCGGACUUCAUUGUAAGAGAGUGACCUUUGCAUUCUAUUGCAAGGAACAAACACUACAGGGGAGAGCUUGGCUAUCGGUUGCAUAAAGAGUGAUUAUAGAUUAUGUGCAACCAUAUGUCGACUCAUUGUGUUUUUUAGUAUCAUCGCAACCUUCCAGCUGCAGUCUUCGUCACAUGUUGAAAUCCUGAAAGUUCAUCUAGCAUCUUUGUAACACCUUGAAAAAACUAAGCUAGCAAUGGUGACCAGUCAAGUCUUUGCAGCACCGCUAGUCGCACAUGUCAUCAGAGUUCUCAACCAAAUUUGGUGCACCAUUUGUCAAGCGUGUAAUUGUGAUAUUACUCGUGACACAGCUUUUUUUGGGGCCCUGUAGUUUCGUUGUAUAUUGAGACCUCUUCUUUUAAUUACUAAAACAAAAUUGCCAGAUGAUACAAGGCUCCUAAGCUGGUCCGAACAAAGCUUAUUUCUGUUGUGGUUGUUAUACAUGUGGCAUUUUCUCGAUUCACCAUUAAUAGUAAAUUAUGUGGGAAUACCCAUGUGAGUAAAGCAGAGGAUGCUGCUUUGCCAAGCUCAUUUGCAUAUUCAGGGCUUGUUUGGCAGGAGAUCUGCUGCAGUCAUAUCAGAGACAGGGUACAUUGGCAUCAUCAAGUGUGAAGCACACUAAUAUAUUUCACCCACAUGCAGGACCUAAGACUGUGCAUAAACGUGCACAACAUCUCUGCAGUCUCUUCACAGGGCAUCAUAGCUGCAACUCAAGUGAGGCCAUGAUGGCCUUUUUGUUACACACUUGUCCACUGGACAGGUGAAGCCAUCUCUUGUAACUCAAAGCAUCACAUAUAAUAUGCAUUUUCUAGCAAUUUGAGCAAUCAGCAUUCCAUGUAAGAAUGCAUGAGCAUGUAAGGUAGCAUAUUUGGGUUGUUCUAGUUAGCUUCUUCUUUUGCAGUACAGUACACUCGUUAUGUUCCUAGUAUCACUAUGACAUUAAAGGGACACACUAAAGAGGAACACUAAACCAGCCUAGACUGCUUAGAGAAAAUAAAACCAUGGCUGUGUUUUGUGUGUGUGGGCCCACAUAUUAAGUUGCAGUGCAAUUCUGAAUAAACAGCCUUGGGAAGAUGCUUUGUGCACAAUGUGCCAGUCUAGCUGAACUUAAUAUUUCUUUUCAGUGUCCCCUUGCGCAAUGUGUUGGUUGUGUGCCUCUUGAUUAUUGAAAUGUCUGUCAAGGGGAAUCGUUAUCUGUAUAGAUGAUUUAUUGCCGGAUAAAUUGAUUACUAUUUUGUUGA